Messenger RNA from Helianthus annuus (common sunflower), 682 nucleotides. RefSeq names its product photosystem II reaction center W protein, chloroplastic. Gene Ontology annotation, cellular component: photosystem II; chloroplast. Gene Ontology annotation, biological process: photosynthesis. The record is from RefSeq and is a predicted model, not a curated record. Bases 123 to 539 code for a protein of 138 amino acids. The transcript has 2 exons. Lineage: Eukaryota; Viridiplantae; Streptophyta; Magnoliopsida; Asterales; Asteraceae.
UUUAUAAACCAACCAAAAUAGUUCAACUUUAUAUAAAAAAACACAAAUUGAACCCCUUAACUUUGAAGUGCAAUCACCAUUUUUUGAAUCUCCAAGCUCCUAAAACUCAAUUGAAGAAGAAGAUGGCAUCCAUCUCCGCUUCCAUUUCUACCUCAUCGCCAUCAUUCUCGUUGCUCCAAAAGUCGACAACCACUGCCUGUGGUUCUCCAGUUCUCGGGUUGCCAUCAAUGAGCAAGAUGGGGAAAGUGAGAUGUUCAAUGGAAGGUAAGCCCACGGUCACAUCGAACGAUGGUGUAUCGAAGUUAAAGAUGGGUGCUUCGUCGUUGAUGGCUGCCGCGAUGGCUGCAACCAUGUCGAGCCCAGCGGCCAUGGCUCUAGUGGACGAGCGAAUGAGCACCGAAGGGACCGGGCUGCCGUUUGGGCUAAGCAACAACCUUCUUGGGUGGAUCCUUUUUGGUGUGUUUGGUUUGAUUUGGACACUUUACUUUGUCUAUGUUGGUGGCCUUGAUGAGGAUGAGGAGUCUGGUUUAUCACUUUAAAUUUUCUUACUUAUAAUGACAAUUAUUUGCCAAUUGUGAUGGGACUUAUGUGUAAUAUUAAUCAUGUAUCCUUUCUACUCUUAUUGUAAAGUAUUUUGUGUUUAUGAGAAUUGUAUGUUGAAUUGAAACCAAAUUUAUUAAUA